AGUGACAAUGGAUGGACACCCAGCUCUGUUUACAAUCCCGCCCUUUCAGUCGGGUCCUGACUUAGAUACUUGUAAAGAUGCCUCAGUGCCACGUCCUGUCCGCCCGGCGCUGCCCUUUCCUCCUAAUCUCAGAGACGGGCCCCAGCUAUGUAGACCGCCAAGGCUGUUGGUUCUGGCCACGCAUCAGGAGGUCCGGGGGCUCGCAGCUGUCCAGACGCUCAGGCCGCCCGGCAGGUCAGCUCCCUCAGAACCUCGGGGGUGGGACAGGCGUCACAGGUUUUCAAGGCGCCCCAGGUGGGUCGGACGUGCUGUCAGGCUGAGCGUCCCCUGCCGAGACACUGCCACAGUCCUGCAGCCACAAGCAAGGCCCACGGGAGCUCCCAGGUCCGCUGGGUCCCUGGGAGAAUCUGCAUUUCAGCAAAUCGCCCGGGGACUGGCGUGUAUUCGGUUCCGAAAACACUUCUAGAUUGUAUGGCUGUGAAUUCCUCCAUGGACACAAAGUCCUACAGGGCCCCAACACUGGCUCUCAGAGGACAACACGCUCGUCACCGAAGCUCAGCUCAAGAGUGACGGGAGCCCCUGCGGCCCCGCGGCCGGCGGCCCUGGGCACCGGCAGGCUUGGCUCUCCAGCACCAGGACUGACGGCGGCGGGAGCCCCCCCCACACCGGGGUCCCAGCCGUCGCCUCAUCAUGGCCUCGGGCGCCUGCUGCAAUCAGCGCAGAGCAGGGAGCAUCUCGGCCGCGGCUGGGCAUCAGGGCCCAGGCCCCGCCUCGUGCAGGCCGCUCUCCUCACACCUCCCUCCCCAAGGAGGUGCGAGUGGGCAGAGCUGAGCACCUGGCAGGCCUCCUUGCUCAUUAUCAGAGCAGAUAAGGCUCUGGGCCAAGGGCACCCGAGAGGAGGAGUGAGCCACCCUGAUUUGCCCAGGGAGGGGGUGGAGGGGCACCUGACGGCAGCGGAACCUGCCGGGCCUGCCCGGGCGUCGGUGCUUGACGGCCAAGCAGUGAUAACACCCUGCUGGGCUCGCCCCGGAACCCAGAGCCGCAGUGCCCUUGACCUCUGAGGGGGAGACCAUAAAACCCAAGGGGAUGUCCUCCCCCAAGCGUCCCUUGGCAGGAGCGGGGCGAUGGCGGCACUGCAGGAGAAGAAGUCAUGCAGCCAGAGGAUGGAGGAGUUCCGGCACUACUGCUGGAACCCGGACACGGGCCAGAUGCUGGGCCGGACGCCGUCCCGCUGGGUGUGGAUCAGCCUCUAUUACGUGGCCUUCUACGUGGUCAUGACCGGCGUCUUCGCCCUGUGCCUCUACGUGCUCAUGUGCACGGUCGACCCGUACACCCCCGACUACCAGGACCAGCUCAAGUCGCCAGGGGUGACCUUGAGGCCAGAUGUCUACGGGGAGAAAGGCCUGGACAUCUCCUACAACGUGUCUGACAACAGGACCUGGACAGGACUAACGCAGGCCCUGCACCACUUCCUGGCAGGCUACUCACCCGCGGCCCAGGAGGCCAACAUCAACUGCACGGCCGAGAGGUACUUCUUCCAGGAGAGCUUCCUGGCCCCGAACCACACCAAGUUCUCCUGCAAGUUCACAGCAGACAUGCUGCAAAACUGCUCGGGCCGGCCGGACCCCACCUUCGGCUUUGAGGAAGGAAAGCCGUGUUUCAUCAUCAAGAUGAACAGGAUCGUCAACUUUCUCCCCGGCAACAACACGGCCCCCAGGGUGGACUGCGCCUUCCUGGACCAGCACCCGGAUGCCCCGGCCCUGCAGGUGGAGUACUUCCCACCCAAAGGCGUCUACAGUCUACACUACUUCCCCUACUACGGGAAGAAGGCCCAGCCCCACUACAGCAACCCGCUGGUGGCCGCGAAGCUCCUCAACGCCCCCGUGAACAGGGAGGUCGUCAUCGUGUGCAAGAUCCUGGCGGAGCACGUGACCUUCGACAACCCCCACGACCCCUACGAGGGGAAGGUGGAGUUCAAGCUUAAAAUCCAGAAGUAGAGGAGCCAGGCGGCUGGCCCCAGGUGCAGGGUGACCACAGACGCCGCGUCCAGCUACACCCGGCACCCGAGGCAGCUCCGCACCCGACAGGCCCCCGUGCGCCCAGCUCUCGGAACCAGAAUCCUGUGAAACCUCCGUCACUUUUUAGGUAGAAUUGUAGCCACGAUAAAAACGCUGGGCUAACACGGUGACCCUAAGGCAGCAGCUGUGCAACUAACAAGACCCCAAAAGGACUCAUCUCUUCCGCGCAGACAUCACCUUUCCUGCUGUAAUUUAUUUUUUCUAUACGUUAAUAUGAAGACCGGGAGUGCGUUGACAUGAAACGUGACUUAGGAUUUCAUGCAUUCUGGUUGCCGGCUUUAAAAAACACAAUUCCUAAACUGUAAAAAUCAAGUUUAUUAAAUUCACUCUUAAUCUAUGUAAAAGAGUCGCGUCUCUCCUGAUGAGGGGGAAGAAUUAA
Messenger RNA from Aethalodelphis obliquidens (Pacific white-sided dolphin), 2457 nucleotides. RefSeq names its product ATPase H+/K+ transporting subunit beta (gene ATP4B). The record is from RefSeq and is a predicted model, not a curated record. The coding region runs from base 1125 to 1997 and encodes 290 amino acids. The transcript has 7 exons. Gene Ontology annotation, cellular component: sodium:potassium-exchanging ATPase complex. Lineage: Eukaryota; Metazoa; Chordata; Mammalia; Artiodactyla; Delphinidae. Gene Ontology annotation, molecular function: ATPase activator activity. Gene Ontology annotation, biological process: intracellular sodium ion homeostasis; intracellular potassium ion homeostasis; sodium ion export across plasma membrane.